GCUAGAACUAAGUAUCACGUAUCGAAAGAUGGUACGAGCGCAGGGUCAAUCCCUAAAACGCACGACUCGGCCUCGUCUUUCUCGCAAGCAUUCUUCGUCCGAAUCAUCUCAUUUCUUUUGUGCCGAAAGGCUUCGUCAUGGUCAGGUGCUAUUCGUACCAUCACUAUGGUGUACACCACAUCUCAGUGCUCACAGACGGCCUGCGAUCGUCGUGCGGCAUUUCGGCCGCCGCAUCGCUUAUCUGAUUAGAUUCACGGCGUCCGCUCUACGUGUCUGGUCGGCGUUGUGGAGAAAGUGUCCACGGCCUCUAUAGAAAGCCCCUGUCGACCGCCAGUUAUAAGCAUGCUUUGCUCACAGCAAUGGAUCCUUUGUGCCCUUAUUUCUUCAGCUGUUUUCCUGCGUAAUGUCUGCGACUCAGCUCCUCCCUCUCGUCGACUUGAUCACCAACGCCGUUAAGGUGGUUAUCGCUGAAUAUGACAGAGUAGGACAACCUAUUCCUGCUCUUGACGAAGCCGUAGCUGGACCGUUUGAUGAGGCAAAAGGCAUCACCCCUGACCUCUCCACUGCGGUGAAGGUUAUUGAAGCUGCGUGCGCCCAGUUGGCCUUGACUGUGGUGCCUCCUUCGUAUACGAUUUUGAUGAAAGCAACCUCAUUCCAGGAACCCGCGUGCUUAGAGUUUGUCAUCUACGCUCGAGUGGCCAACCUCCUGCAGAAUAAGCCUGAAGGGGUCCACGUCGACGACCUAGCAAAGCAGUCUGGCCUGGAUGCAGAUAAAAUUGGGCGGGUCCUCCGAAUGUUGGCGACGAGGCACUUUUUCAAAGAAGUGGGGCCCAACGUAUUUGCCAACAACCGUCUCAGUAGGGAGCUCAUAUCCGAAGAUGAAGAUCCCAGCAUGCACGCCCACAUGACGUCUCAGAUGAGGCCUGCUUCCUUCUUCAAGGAUACUCUUACCGAUUCUAAGACGGCCCAUUCCAAAAGCCCGAGUGACAACUCCUUCACGCGUGCAUACGGCAUGCCUGCAUUCGAGUAUUACCAACAUGCGCCCGCUCAAGAAUCGAGGAUUUUCCAAAAGGCGAUGGCGGGUUAUAGCAAUUUGAAAGGGACCCAUUUACUACCUAAACUGUACAAUUGGAGCUCCUUGCCGGCUGGCAGUACCCUCUGUGAUGUCGGCGGUGGCAUGGGCCACAUCGCCAUGGAUAUCUACCGAGAAUUCCCACAACUUCGCCCUGUCGUCCAAGACCUGCCGAACGUUAUCGAGCAAGGCCGUGAGUUCUGGAAGAAGGAAUGUCCGAGCGCGAUCACCAAAGGCGACGUGUCUUUCGUUCCACUCGACUUCUUCAAGGAGACCCCUGUCCAGUUCUGUGAUAUCUACUUCCUAAGCUACUGUUUGCAUGAUUGGCCGGACGCCCAGUGCGAGCAGAUCUUGACCAACGUUCGCGGCGCAAUGAAGCCCGCCAGUAGACUUCUCAUUAACGAACUCAUCGUGAAGAAUACCCUUCGGAGCUCGGGCACGACCGGAGGAGCCGUUGAACAAGCUCCUGAACCGCUUUUACCAAACUAUGGAAUGGGUGGUCUGCGCGCGUACGCCCAAGACUUCUUCAUGAUGUCCUCCUUCAACUCGAAAGAGCGUACGUUUGACGAGUAUCUUGCUUUGACGGAGAAGACUGGGUAUAAGUUCGUUAAGCUGUGGGAAAUUGGUGAUGUGAGCCUCUUGGAGUUCGCUCCCGCUUGA
This is a messenger RNA of Stereum hirsutum FP-91666 SS1, 1732 nucleotides long. RefSeq names its product S-adenosyl-L-methionine-dependent methyltransferase. The transcript is spliced from 15 exons. Gene Ontology annotation, molecular function: O-methyltransferase activity. The coding region runs from base 404 to 1732 and encodes 442 amino acids. The record is from RefSeq and is a predicted model, not a curated record. NCBI's taxonomy places the organism in Eukaryota, Fungi, Basidiomycota, Agaricomycetes, Russulales, Stereaceae.